GUGGAAAGAAGGGGGGCGCUGUCACGGAGACUCAGGCCGCAGGAGACCCCGCGCAGCGAGGCCACUGGUCUCCCCGGUUGCGGGGCGUUAGCGGCGCCGACCCGGGGCGCCAGGGGGACCCACCGGGCGGAGGAGGGGGCCUAUCUACCCUUCCGCAUUUUCCUGGGUCUCUCUCCCGGGCGGUGACGUGACGUGCUGACGGCGGGCCCGUGCCGGGGAGCUGGGCCGCUUUUUGUCAGCUCCGAGCUCGGCCCCUCCUCCCUCCCUCCGCCCGCCCCACCAGCCGGAGCCCGGCCCAGUGCUCCAGAGAAAGGCCGGCCUGCAGCACCCGCCACCGUCGCCGACCGCCCGCACGCCCGUCCGUGUCUUCAAGGAAUUCUUCACUUACUCCAAGGAGCUGUGACUGAUGAGAAUUAAAGGCCAUGGAUGAAGAUGGACUUGAAUUACAACCACAAGAGCCAAACUCAUUUUUUGAUGCAACAGGAGCUGAUGCAACACACAUGGAUGGUGAUCAAAUUGUUGUGGAAGUACAAGAAACUGUUUUUGUGUCAGAUGUUGUGGAUUCAGACAUAACUGUGCAUAACUUUGUUCCUGAUGACCCCGACUCAGUUGUAAUUCAAGAUGUUAUUGAGGACGUUGUUAUAGAAGAUGUUCAAUGCCCAGAUAUCAUGGAAGAAGCAGAUGUAUCAGAAACCGUCAUCAUUCCUGAGCAAGUGCUGGACUCAGAUGUAACUGAAGAAGUUUCUUUAGCACAUUGCACAGUUCCAGAUGAUGUUUUAGCUUCUGACAUUACUUCAGCCUCAAUGUCUAUGCCAGAACACGUCUUGACAAGUGAAUCUAUACAUGUGUCUGACGUUGGGCAUGUUGAACAUGUGGUUCAUGAUAGUGUUGUAGAAGCAGAAAUAGUCACUGAUCCUCUGACCACCGAUGUAGUUUCAGAAGAAGUAUUGGUAGCAGACUGUGCCUCCGAAGCAGUUAUAGAUGCCAACGGGAUCCCUGUGGACCAGCAAGAUGAUGACAAAAGCAACUGUGAGGACUACCUUAUGAUUUCCUUGGAUGAUGCUGGCAAAAUAGAACAUGACGGUUCAUCUGGAAUGACUAUGGAUGCAGAGUCAGAAAUUGAUCCUUGUAAAGUGGAUGGCACUUGUCCUGAAGUCAUCAAGGUGUACAUUUUUAAAGCUGACCCUGGAGAGGAUGACUUAGGUGGAACCGUAGACAUUGUGGAGAGUGAGCCUGAGAAUGAUCAUGGAGUUGAACUGCUUGAUCAGAACAGCAGUAUUCGUGUUCCCAGGGAAAAGAUGGUUUAUAUGACUGUCAAUGACUCUCAGCAAGAAGAUGAAGAUUUAAAUGUUGCUGAAAUUGCUGAUGAAGUUUAUAUGGAAGUGAUCGUAGGAGAGGAGGAUGCGGCAGCGGCAGCUGCUGCUGCUGCUGCUGUGCAUGAACAGCAAAUGGAUGACAAUGAAAUCAAAACCUUCAUGCCAAUUGCAUGGGCAGCAGCUUACGGUAAUAAUUCUGAAGGAAUUGAAAACCGGAAUGGCACUGCAAGUGCCCUCUUGCACAUAGAUGAGUCUGCUGGCCUCGGCAGACUGGCUAAGCAAAAACCAAAGAAAAGGAGAAGACCUGAUUCCAGGCAGUACCAAACAGCAAUAAUUAUUGGCCCUGAUGGACAUCCCUUGACUGUCUACCCUUGCAUGAUUUGUGGGAAGAAGUUUAAAUCAAGAGGUUUUUUGAAAAGACACAUGAAAAACCAUCCUGAACACAUUGCCAAGAAGAAGUAUUGCUGUACUGACUGUGAUUACACUACCAACAAAAAGAUAAGUUUACAUAAUCACCUGGAAAGCCACAAAUUGACCAACAAGGUAGAGAAAGUCAUUGAGUGUGAUGAGUGUGGAAAGCAUUUCUCUCACACUGGGGCUUUGUUUACUCACAAAAUGGUGCAUAAGGAAAAAGGAAACAACAAAAUACAUAAGUGUAAAUUCUGUGAAUAUGAGACAGCUGAACAAGGAUUAUUGAACCGUCAUCUUUUGGCAGUCCACAGCAAGARYUUUCCUCAUAUUUGUGURGARUGCGGUAAAGGUUUUCGKCAYCCAUCAGAGCUCAAAAARCAYAUGCGRAUYCAUACUGGSGAGAARCCRUACCAAUGCCAGUAYUGYGAAUAUAGAUCUGCAGACUCUUCUAACUUAAAAACGCACGUAAAAACUAAACAUAGUAAAGAGAUGCUGUUCAGGUGUGAUAUUUGUCUUCUGACUUUCUCAGAUACCAAAGAGGUGCAGCAACAUGCUCUUAUCCACCAAGAAAGCAAAACACACCAGUGUUUGCAUUGUGACCACAAGAGUUCGAACUCAAGUGAUUUGAAGCGACACAUAAUUUCAGUUCACACGAAGGACUACCCCCAUAAGUGUGACAUGUGUGAUAAAGGCUUUCACAGGCCUUCGGAACUCAAGAAACAUGUGGCUGCCCACAAGGGUAAAAAAAUGCACCAGUGUAGACAUUGUGACUUUAAGAUUGCAGAUCCGUUUGUGCUAAGUCGCCAUAUUCUUUCGGUUCACACAAAGGACCUUCCAUUUAGGUGUAAGAGGUGUAGAAAGGGAUUUAGGCAACAGAAUGAGCUUAAAAAGCAUAUGAAGACACACAGUGGCCGAAAAGUGUAUCAGUGUGAGUACUGUGAGUAUAGCACUACGGAUGCCUCAGGCUUUAAACGGCAUGUUAUUUCCAUUCAUACAAAAGACUAUCCUCAUCGUUGUGAGUACUGCAAGAAAGGUUUCCGAAGACCUUCGGAAAAGAACCAGCACAUAAUGCGACAUCACAAAGAAGUUGGCCUGCCCUAACGAUACAUCUACAGACGUUUGUAGAGAUACUGGCCUUGAAGCAGGAAAUUCAUUUUAAAGCCAAUCAGUCUUGUUCACUUACAAUACUGUAUAUUGAUUUAUGCUGUGUACAAAUAGAGUUAUUGCUUCUAGUUGACUUUUUUUUUUAACAUUUUGUUCAAUAGCGUGUUCUGAAUUCUAUUCAGUUUGUUUAAUAAAUGGGGAAAAGUAGCAACAAGUUAGUUGCUUUUAAUAAAGUAAUCCCUGGUUCUAUACUGAAUUUUUCUAUCUUAGAAGUUUUAUAUUUAUUUAAAUAAUUACCUUGCCUACCUUGAUGGUACUCUUCUAAGAUCUUUUAACUUAAGGUAACUUUAGAUUGGUAACUCUGAAAGUAUUCAUAUUGACUCAUUUUCUUUUUCCCCAUAAAUUUCUCACAAUAAAAUUGUCAGAGACAUUGAAUAUGAAUGGGAGAUUUUACAGUCAAGUCUAAUGAUCACAACAUGGAAGUGUUUACUUGUCUUGUUUAAUAUUUUCAGACCAUAUGACAAGGAAAGUUUCCUUUUGAGCUUUUGCGUCCCUGGCAUAGCUGAGUUUAGAAUAGUGGCUGGGUUUGUGUUUACUUUUCAUUUUGUUUAGAAGACAAAAUAUAUUUCUUUUUGGCUUUCUUUGGACUAUUUACAUCUUUUGUUAGCAUAGCAAACUUUUAGAAAACUUUAUUGAAAAAUUUUGCUUGUUCCUGUUGUAUUUUGAUUAUUCUGUCUGUGCUGCUUUGUCUUGGAAUGGUUGUGUGCUACAAAUGAAAUUUACUGAGGACUGCAUUUUGGAAUCUCCUAGAGGUAACUUGCGGCUCAUAGGAUCUUUUGCAACUUUAUAUAUGUAAAUGUACCCUGAAUUAUAUAUAUACAUAUAUAUAUAUAACAUGUAUCUGUGUGUAUUGCUUAUUUUACAUAUUUAUACACACAACCCCAAGUAGUAUUUGUUUAAAAUCUAUAAUGAAAAGUAUUAAUUAAAUUUACAAUAACAUGAAAGAUCCAGGGAUGCAUGAGAGAGCAUUUUGUAAGUCAUGCUCUUCAGAGAGACUACUCAGGUGAAGAAUUAGAAGGAAAAUAAGGACACUAGUAUUUUUAAAGAGUAAAGGUAUUUUCUUUUAAAUAUCUUUGGUAAUUGAAAAAUAAUUGAAAAAAUAGAGGUUAAGAUGUUUUUAGAUAGAAUGUUUUCAUACAGUUUCAGCUCCAUGCCUUUAUAUUUUUCUGAAAAGCUUAUGAAUAUCCAGACGUGACUCCCUCAGUUCUCUCUGAGAAGCUGGAGAGAGAGCUCUGUCUCACCAAGUGAGGGGGGGCGGGGACAGAGAAGAAGUGAUGGCUCCAUGGACCAGAGAACGGGUGCUAAUUAUGACUUACACUUGGCAAGUUCAGCCUGCUUUGUUAGUUCUUAGACAGUUAAAGUUAGCAAACUUUUAAAAAACUUAACACUCAAGUUGGCUUAGGUUAGAAGAUAGAGGUGUGUUCCAAGUACAUAAGGAAAGUUUGAGGCCUUAUUUGGAACUUCACCAAGUCUUUCAGUUUUUUUUUUUCUUUGAGAGUUGGCAGUUUUUAACAUGUAGGUCUGAAUCAGAGUCAUAACGUUUAUAAAAUGAAUUUGGUUAAUUAGAAUUUAGUUAUGUUAAGAUGACUCUUGGAGAACAGAAAACAGUUGGGGGGGGCUAGAAUUGGCUGUUGGCACAUGAUCUGGCGCAUCAUGGGAGAUUUAGAAAUUUUCUUCCCACUUGAUAGCUGCCUUGCUGCCUCAUUAUGGUGCUCCAUCCCCUUUGUGCCGUUAGGUUUUUACCUUUCAUCUUUCUCUUUGCCAUCCAUAUUUGUAUUCAAGAGUUAUAUUUUUAGGGUUAGGAAUCUAAAUAUUUGGUGUUUGGCAAGCCCCUGAAGUGUGAGAUUGAUUUAGGCUAGUUCUAAAUCAAGUGCUUUAGGCUCAUGUGAACUCCAGCCUAAAUGCCAGUCAAAGCUAAGGCAUGGGUUCCCCUAGCCGGCUCCAUAGGGAAUGCCUAUGCCCCUUUGGCCCCCACAGUAUGUUUGUUGUUUUUUUUUUUUAAAGUAACUUACAAUUCUGUCAUUCAUUGCCCUACUAUUCUUGAAAGCUCUGUCUGUUUUUUUGUGAGAACCUUUAAAAUCUCCCUUAAUUUUUAUUUUCCCCAGAAAUAAUGUAAAACACUUAAAAUAGAAAUUUAUUAAUUUUAAAACAUCCUGUAAAAUUAUUACAGAAAAUAUAAAUGAUUGGAUCAUUUAACUAUAUUUUUUUAAAUAAACUGAAAGAUAAAGAACACAACACUUUACACACUUUAUAUUUCUCUUUACAUAAUCUGGAUUCAUACACAUUUCUUUUCUUUUUAAAGCACAAUAUUGAAGCCUUUAAAAGGUAUUUAAGGGUUUGGUCAAGUGAAUAUAAAAUGUAUUUGUCUGUAUAAAGAGAAAAUGAAAUUGUAGUCACUGUUAUGUACUGACAUUAGUUACAACCUAGUUUUAAUUCUUAAAACAAUUUGAUUAGCAAAGCUAAAAAAAUGGAUGUUUCAGUUAAAUGUUUUAAAGAGGUACAGAUUUUUACAAGGACAUAAUAUAAGUUAUUGUUCUGUAGAAAUAUCCUAUUAAAUAUUGUAUGUCCCUCCCUCUGUAUACUUUGUAAAAAAAGUAAAAUACAUAAAAARGAAAUCAUAUAGGGAUGUGUGACAUUAUUGUAAUUGUGUACUUGAGAAUAACGUGCAAAAAUAAAAAUCAGAAUAUUUUCCUGUUAAUGAA
Molecule: messenger RNA, 5593 nt
Organism: Urocitellus parryii (Arctic ground squirrel)
Lineage: Eukaryota; Metazoa; Chordata; Mammalia; Rodentia; Sciuridae
Gene: Zfx
Product: zinc finger protein X-linked
Biological process (GO): regulation of transcription by RNA polymerase II
Cellular component (GO): nucleus
Molecular function (GO): metal ion binding; DNA-binding transcription activator activity, RNA polymerase II-specific; RNA polymerase II cis-regulatory region sequence-specific DNA binding
Source: RefSeq, a predicted model, not a curated record